This is a messenger RNA of Gryllus bimaculatus (two-spotted cricket), 583 nucleotides long. The record is from the annotation of a GenBank genome assembly. NCBI's taxonomy places the organism in Eukaryota, Metazoa, Arthropoda, Insecta, Orthoptera, Gryllidae.
AUGAACGGCACGGCAGCCCGUAAGCUUCGGCGGCUGGAGCUGACUUCUCGUCGUUGGCGGAGAGGCGUGCGCUCCUGGGAGGCCGGCGUCCGGCUGCGAAGCGACGCUUGUCGAUUCACAGGAGGUCAAACGGCCGACCGCCCCGACCGUCCAAGUGCACGCCCUCGCCAAUCAAGUGGCUGGGGAAAUAUUAGUCUGACAGUAAUAGUUUCAGUUUUGUCGUGCCAAUUUCGCUCCUCAUUAGAAACUGCACUGUGCCGUGCGUCUAGUGCUCUUCACUGCAGGUUCUCGUCGCGCCCGCGCCUCACCCAAGAUUCUUUGCCAGCCGCGCUUUCUUCACCCCGCCGUCUCUACCCCUUUCGCGACGUGCGUCCUUACAACAUUCCUAAAUCUGGUGUCUUCACAUUUGUAAAAAAAAAAAAAAAAAACUUGGAAGUUGGGAUAACUGAACGUCACGGAUUAGUCACGGUAGCUGAACACAAGGGUGAAGUUCGACAACUAGAGUUACAGUGUGCGCUGUGAAGGGGAUGGAGGUGCCGCUGCAGCGCGCCGCCCUGCAGGCGGUGGUGCGCGGGGGCGGGGG